This is a messenger RNA of Acanthamoeba castellanii str. Neff, 1224 nucleotides long. Its product is annotated as Aga27A, putative. The record is from RefSeq and is a predicted model, not a curated record. Lineage: Eukaryota; Discosea; Longamoebia; Acanthamoebidae. The transcript is spliced from 8 exons. Gene Ontology annotation, biological process: carbohydrate metabolic process. Gene Ontology annotation, molecular function: hydrolase activity, hydrolyzing O-glycosyl compounds. The coding region runs from base 1 to 1224 and encodes 407 amino acids.
AUGUUGCCCGCCUUCUUCCUUCUCGCGGUCGCCUGCAGCGCCUGCUACGCUCUCGACAAUGGCGUGGCUCUCACGCCGCCCAUGGGGUGGAGCACGUGGAACACGCUGGCGUGCGACUAUGACGAGGGCGACCUGCGGGAGAUCGCCGACAUCAUGGUCAAGACGGGCCUCACCAAGCUGGGCUACGUCUACUUCAACAUCGACGACUGCUGGGAGGACGGACGCGACGCCAACGGCCGCCUCCGCUACAACGCCACGCAGUUCCCGUCCGGCAUGCACGGCUGGGGCCAGCACCUCCACAGCCUCGGCAUGAAGUUCGGCAUCUACACCAGCAGCGGCCAAUACACGUGCAGCGGCUUCGAGGGCAGCUGGGGACACGAAUUUGAGGACGCGCAGACGUUUGCCGACUGGGAGGUGGACUUCAUGAAGCUGGACUGCUGCAACACGUCCGUCGAGAUGAAGAACGUGUCCUACCCCAAGUGGUCCAAGGCGCUCAAUGCCACCGGCAGGCCCAUCGUCUACAGCUGUGAUACGGACGAGCUCAUCGGGAUCUUCCCGUGGACCAACGAGGAGCGGCCGUGGGAUUGGGCGCCGCCCGUGUGCAACAUGUGGCGCACCUGGAAGGACAUCAAGCCCUACUGGUGGUCGUGGACCAUGAACCUGGCCUUCAACAUCGAGACGUGGGACCUGCUCGAUCUGUCAACCAUCGCCAAGCCGGGCGCGUUCAACGACCCGGACAUGCUGGAGGUGGGUGUCGGGGAGAUGACCUACGAGGAGUCCAAGUCGCACUUCUCGCUGUGGGCGAUGAUGGCCGCGCCCCUCAUCCUGGGCAACGACCUGCGCCACAUGACUACCGAGACGCUCGACAUCAUCACCAACGCCGAGGUCAUCGCCAUCGACCAGGACCCCCUGGGCCGGCAAGGCCGCCGCGUGCUGCAGGGCAUCGACAGCGACAUCUACGCCAAGCCCCUCGUCGGCGGCGCCAUCGCCGUCGCGCUGUGGAACAAAGUCGACUACCCCGUCGACAUCACGCUCAACUGGUCCGACCUCGGUUUCGCUCCGGCCAAGACGAUGGCGCUGCGCGAUCUGUGGGCACACCGCGACCUGGGACCCCACACCCAGUCGUACACGGCCAAGGCCGUGGCUCCCACGGGCGUGGUCGUGCUCAAGCUCAGCCCCGUCCCCGGCCAACCGCCCCUCCACCAUCUCCUCCUCUCCACCUAA